GAACAUUUCUCAUAAGCCUCAAAUUCGAAACCCUAGGUAGGAAACCUAAUCCCUCUUUUCACACAUCAAACAAACGAUGUCGCACUUUGGAAGAUCCGGGCCGCCGGACAUCAGAGACACCUUCUCCCUUCUCGUCCUCAACAUUACUUUUCGGACGACUGCAGAUGACUUGUUUCCGCUCUUUGAUAAGUACGGAAAAGUUGUCGAUGUGUUCAUCCCCCGAGACCGGAGGUCUGGAGACUCGAGGGGCUUUGCAUUUGUGAGGUAUAAAUACCCAGAGGAGGCUCAAAAGGCUGUCGAGAAGCUAGAUGGAAGAGUUGUUGAUGGGAGAGAAAUAAUGGUUCAUAAUGCUGAACGAAUUCACAAAGGGAGAAUCGAGGAACCUGAGUUCAAGUCCAAAGGAAGGUCAAGGAGCCGCAGUCCUCGUCCAAGGGACAGGGAUAGGGAUAGAGACAGGGAUCACAGAAGGAGAAGCCGCAGUAGAAGUAGGGGUAGAAGUGAACGCGAGCGACCCCGCGGCAGGGAUCGUGAUUCUCGCCACAGAAGCAGGAGCAGAUCUCUAAGCCGAAGCCGCAGCAGAAGUCCUGGUUAUCGCAGGGAAAGAGGAAGAGGCAAAUAUGAUGAUGACAAACGUAGACGAAGUCAGUCCAAUGGAAGUGCUUCUCCUGCUAAACGAAGUCCUAGUCCACGGAGGAGUCCAUCUCCAAACAAAGAAGUUCCUUCUAAGGGUCUUAGUCCAGAUGUUGGUAACCAAAAAGAAAGGUCAAUCACCCCUAAAAGUGUCUCUCCUCGUGGUCGUCGCGAUUCUUUAAGCCCGUCUCCUCGCUCUGAGGCUGAUGUAUGAAAGGGGAAGGUACUGCUUGAUGGAUGUAUGAUAUGGUGCUGUGUUUGGCAGCAUUUGCAUUUCUGUUGUAACUCCAAUCUUUGUUAUCAUGUACGUGGUGGUUGCUAAUGAGUAAUCUCCUGAGAUUAUUGGAAAAGGUUACUACGAUGUACUCCUUUUUUAUUGUACUGAAUCCAUUUGUUGUUUCAGUUUGAUAGUUUCUGUACUCUAAUUCCAAUGGUGUGUCUCUUGACUAUUGAAUUUGAUGUUUGAACUUAAAUGGUAAUUGAACGUUUGACUCA
Messenger RNA from Erythranthe guttata (spotted monkey flower), 1125 nucleotides. RefSeq lists its product as uncharacterized. Gene Ontology annotation, molecular function: RNA binding. NCBI's taxonomy places the organism in Eukaryota, Viridiplantae, Streptophyta, Magnoliopsida, Lamiales, Phrymaceae. The record is from RefSeq and is a predicted model, not a curated record.